Rhodofomes roseus is the source of this 1345-nucleotide messenger RNA. RefSeq lists its product as uncharacterized. Gene Ontology annotation, molecular function: protein binding. The record is from RefSeq and is a predicted model, not a curated record. The coding region runs from base 106 to 1239 and encodes 377 amino acids. Lineage: Eukaryota; Fungi; Basidiomycota; Agaricomycetes; Polyporales; Fomitopsidaceae. The transcript is spliced from 2 exons.
UCGCGAUGGUUCACCGUUAGAACUUCUCGCUGUAGAUAUUCCUCCGAACCCACAGAACGUGAGGCCGCACACCCAAAGGGUUAUAGCUACGAUGUCCUGAGCCCUAUGCCGCUGCCACAGGAACUGUGGGACGCCAUCAUGCAUUAUCUAGGCAAUGACCGUCCGGCAUUGAAGGCUUGUAGCCUGACAUGUCGAGCAUGGCGACCCACUACUCGGAUGCUUUUCUGGCGUACGGUAUCCGCGGUCAAUGCCGGAGUUCUGUCCAGACUUCAAUCGCUUCUUCGUGGAACUCCGGAUAUUGUCCCUCUGGUCCGCCUGCUGCAUGUCACUAUUCAGGCGGACAGGCUCGCGUGGUUGGCGACGUUCACGCAGUUGGAUACGUUGGUAAUGAGGGAAACAGACGACGAUCCCUUCUUGGGGUCACGCGACCCCUCCGUGCAUUAUCUGCCUGACGUACCGUGGCUGCCGAACUUAACGAGCCUGACUUUGCGCCACGAGGCCUUGACGGUGUCGUCAUUUGUGCAGUUGUUGACUGGCUGUCCUCGCCUUUCAACUCUUGUGGUAGGGCAUUAUGCCACUUACUUGAACGACUUGGGAGACCACGCCGUUGGCUUAUCGCGAACACCGCUCUCGCUGCCGCACCUACGUCGUCUCGAGUCCAAUGGUCAAUCACUCAUACACGCCAUCCCGAUCAUCCUACGCGCGGCAGGCACCGCUCUGGAGUCUUUGAAGCUCGACAUACAAUUGGUUCCUGUACAUGUCCUACUCGGCGUCUUCGACUUCUCACAUAACACACGCCUCACGGACAUGGAAGUCGCCACCCUGUUCUGUGCUACCUACCGUCCCGGGUGGGGUGAUCAGUUGGCCGCGGCGCUGGCAGGAAUCGGUGCUGGGCACACCUCUCUGAAGCAUGUCGCUCUCCGAAUCCCUAGCAUCCACCCAGCUCCUGGACACACGUUGCCCAACCCCUGGGAUGAUCCUGGGGAGUCUCUUGGCCGCGAACUCUCCCGAGUCCUGGAUGGUCUGCCCAAUCUCACCGUUGCAUUUCACCAAUGGAACAGCUUCUCGUCCUUGACGGCCAAUAGUGUGCGAUGUACCCUGGAGCGCGCCUUUCAGCAACGGUUCCCCGGUCUCUACGCUCAUCGCGAGCGUCUGCGCUUUACGUGGGAUCUUUGGCCUGGAGGCAAGGAUGAGGUUUGGGAUGUCGCUUUACUUGACGAACGGAAUGACGCUCAGUAGUACUACUACUCCAUGACUAUGUACUUGACUAUGGUCCCUUGCCAAUGUACUGAGACCCUGCUCUAGAUACUUAGACCGGCCGUACUUACGAGAUUCAGAGAUGAAG